AAAUCCUGGUAUUUCCUGUUGUCACUCUCAGACAACGGUUCCCAUAUUAUAUCAGGCUGUUCUGGUUUGUGAUGUUACUCAACCGACACUUCGUACCUGCUGCCACAGUGUUCCUACAGUAACUUUAAACUGUAGCUGCUGUUGUAACUCACAAAUAAGAUGAGACUGCCAUGGCGGAUCCUCACACUACACACAGCAGCACCCAUGAGGAGGGCAUUCUCAGCCCCUGCAGGUGUGUUGAGCUUUGUCCCCCCCUGCAGCACCACUGAUGCCCACUCCCUGGAGCUACUGCAGGAGUUUGUGUCCCGAGCCAGACGCCUGUUUGUGAUCACUGGGGCAGGACUCUCCACAGAGUCAGGGAUCCCUGAUUACCGCUCGGAGGGUGUCGGGCUGUACGCUCGCACCGACAGACGACCCAUGCAGCAUGCAGAGUUUGUCCGCAGUGCAAAGUCUCGUCAGCGCUACUGGGCCAGAAACUUUGUCGGUUGGCCGCAGUUCUCCUCCCGUCAGCCCAACUCCGCACACAAGGUCCUGCAGCGGUGGGAGGCGAGAGGCAAGCUGCACUGGCUGGUUACACAAAAUGUGGAUGCUCUCCAUUCAAAGGCAGGACAGAAAGCAAUGACCGAGCUCCACGGCUGUUCCCACAGGGUGAUGUGUCUAGGCUGUGGUACCAUCUCCGCCAGGGAGGAACUCCAGAAGCGAUUUUUAGCACUAAACCCGGACUGGAGAGCGCAGGCUGGCGCCGUGGCUCCGGACGGUGAUGUCUUCUUAGAGGACGAGCAGGUCCUCCAUUUCAGAGUUCCCUCCUGUGAGUUCUGUGGAGGGAUACUGAAGCCUGAGGUCACUUUUUUUGGGGACUCUGUGAACAGAGCGACAGUACAGUCAGUGCACGACAGACUGGCAGAGUCGGAUGCGGUGCUGGUCGUGGGUUCAUCGUUACAGGUAUAUUCAGGAUACAGGUUUUUACUAGCAGCGAGUGAUAGGAAAAUGCCAGUCGCCAUCCUGAACAUUGGGUCCACGAGGGCAGACCACCUGGCCGAGCUGAAAGUAAGCGGCCGCUGUGGUGAAGUGCUGUCAGCCAUUCAACCUCUCUGACUGUCAAAGACAGGCAGUUUGGAUAUACUGCAUUAAGCUGGUCAAAACUACCUCGAACUUUAAACAGGUAAACAACAUAAUGAACUUCGGGAUGGCUGGAAGAGGAGCCUAGAGCAUCUACUGCACUUCUCUGCCAGGAGAAUUUUGCUGCUGUUUUCAAAGUAAAGCAAAAACUGACAUAUCAACAGUUAAAAUUAGAUUUGUCCUACAUUAAAAUAGUGUGCCAGGGGAUCAAUAUCUUGGUCCAACAAACAGAGGGACAUCUAUCCUGCCAGGAGAAACAGAAAGAGUCAAGCUGUACUGUAUUUGGCAUUACUGUGUUUCAUAGAAUAUGUGCAGUAGAUGAUGUAGUGCUGUGAUGUGCUGGUUCACUGUCUGAAGGCCCGGAGUUUAAAGUUGGAGGCUGUGAAACGACAACUGGGGAGCUGAAAUGGGUGAGUCAGCCACAUGGUUUGUCUCCACUGGGCUCAGUUCACUUGUCAUAUACUGAUGCUGCUUAUUUUUAAAUGAUAUGAGUUAUGAGGGACACUGUGAAAGUAAUGUGGUACUUAAAACACAAUAGAGAGCAGUUCACAAAAGUUUGGAAAGUAAAUCAAGAGAUUAUACAAAAUC
Micropterus dolomieu (smallmouth bass) is the source of this 1707-nucleotide messenger RNA. RefSeq names its product sirtuin 4 (gene sirt4). Gene Ontology annotation, molecular function: NAD+ binding; NAD-dependent protein lysine deacetylase activity. The coding region runs from base 160 to 1095 and encodes 311 amino acids. Lineage: Eukaryota; Metazoa; Chordata; Actinopteri; Centrarchiformes; Centrarchidae. The transcript is spliced from 4 exons. The record is from RefSeq and is a predicted model, not a curated record.